Messenger RNA from Zootermopsis nevadensis, 470 nucleotides. Its product is annotated as PI-actitoxin-Avd5a. The record is from RefSeq and is a predicted model, not a curated record. Lineage: Eukaryota; Metazoa; Arthropoda; Insecta; Blattodea; Termopsidae. Gene Ontology annotation, molecular function: protein binding.
CUCUUGUGCACAUCAUCAGGACAACUUUCAGCGUGAUAUUCUUGGAUUUAAGGUAUAGCUGCCAGAGUUUACUUCGUAUGCAUUUACGAUCUUCAGAGGCGACAAUGAACUGCUUCAGCUUCGUAUUUUUAGGAGUGAUCAUGGCGUUCGUGGUACUGACCGCUGCAGAAGAAUGUGCAUUAAUUUGCCCCAUGAUAUAUGCACCAGUCUGUGCCACUGACGGAGACACCACGCAGACCUUCUCCAGUGCAUGUGGACUGAACGUGUACAACUGCCAGCACUCGGAGAAUCCACUCCGACUUCUGAGAAGUGGCGCUUGUGACAGUGAUGACUCAAAUGUCGACUCUUAAAGCGACGACAACAGGUCCACUGACACCCAUGACUGCUCUUCAAUGAAAUACAUCAGACAAAUCUUGUUGUAGUAGCAUGAGAUCAUAUUACAAAAUAAAUAAAACAGAGUUUCAAAAAUA